Molecule: messenger RNA, 1119 nt
Organism: Penicillium antarcticum
Lineage: Eukaryota; Fungi; Ascomycota; Eurotiomycetes; Eurotiales; Aspergillaceae
Product: glutamine amidotransferase subunit DUG3
Exons: 4
Coding region: 1-1119 (372 amino acids)
Source: RefSeq, a predicted model, not a curated record
AUGUGUCGAUUCCUGAUAUACAAAGGACGAAAUGAAAUCCGUCUCAGCAAGCUAAUCACGGAGCCAAGUCAUUCCAUCCUCACUCAAUCUUAUGACUCACGUUUGAGACUGGAUAAUCGUCGGCCUGUCAACGGCGAUGGAUUUGGUGUGGGCUUUUACACAGACCCCAAGCUUGGACCUGAGCCUUGCAUAUUUACCUCAACACUUCCCGCGUGGAAUUGCGAGAAUCUCGAGAGACUCGCCUCAAAGACGUGCUCAGAUCUCAUUUUUGCGCAUGUGCGAGCGACCACUGAAGGUGCUCUUGCUGAAAACAACUGCCACCCAUUCCAACACCAAUCCCUGAUGUGGAUGCACAAUGGUGGCAUUGGUGGAUGGAACUACAUCAAGCGUGCACUCGGAAGCUCACUUGCUGACAAGUGGUACCUAGGAGUGAAGGGUGGUACUGAUAGCGAAUGGGCAUUUGCCCUGUUCCUUGACCUGCUAGAGCAAGAAGGAGUAGACCCGAGCUCUGACCCCGGCCCAGAAGGAUUUGGACAGGCACUUCUUCGUCGUGUCAUGAUGAAAACUAUUGCUCGUAUCAACGAGAUGGUUAGGGAGAUCCCCGAGAAAUAUAAUGUCACUGGAGUCGAGACCCGCAGUCUCUUGAACUUCGCCGUGACUGACGGCCAUACCGUUAUCUGCACUCGGUAUAUCAGCAGUAAGACAGACGAGCCCGCAAGUUUGUACUUCUCCUCUGGUACAAAGUGGAAAGAAGGUGAAACAAAGGGCCAUUUCAAGAUGGAACGACACGACAAAGGUGCCGAUAUUGUCUUAGUGGCCAGUGAGCCUAUCACUUUCGAACGACACAACUGGGUGUCUGUUCCUACCAACUCCGUUGUAACGAUUCACAAACAGACUGUGAUGUUACACCCGAUUCUUGAUGAGUUCUAUGGCGAGGAUCUCAAUCAUGACCGUUCCUCCUGCUUUGCCGUAUCCAAGGGCCUUGUCAGCACUGCUCCUGGCACCACCGUUCCGCCGCAGAAGUCGACCGAGCCUUGUGCCCCUUCAGUAUCAGACAAUGGUGCUGGAUUGGAUGAAAUUCGGCCCUCACAUGCCACGGAAUGCGCUGUUUCGCACUAA